AUGGAAAAGUUCUGCGAGAGAUUGUCUGACAUCAUUUUUCAAAUAGAGGAGGAGUCUCGCAAAUUAGGACGUCCUCCAGACGACAUCAGCCAAUGUGACAGAUUGUCUGACAUAAUUUUUGAAAUAGAGGAGGAGUCUCGCAAAAUAGGACGUCCUCAAGACGACAUCUGUCAAUAUGACAGAUUGUCUGACAUAUUUUUUGAAAUAGAGGAGGAGUCUCGCAAAAUAGGUCGCCCUCCAGACAACAUCAGCCAAUGUGCCAGAUUGACUGACAUAUAUUUUGAAAUAGAGAACGAUUCUCUCAAAAUAGGACGUCCUUCAGGCAACAUCAGCCCAUGUGACAGAUUGUCUGAAAUCAUUUUUGAAAUAGAGGAGGAGUCUCGUAAAAUAGGACGUCCUCCAAACGACAUCAGCCAAUUAUGCAACGAUGAAAUCAACAAGUGCCUUUCGUUUCAAAGGAUUUACAAAAAGUCUUGGAUGGAUGCCGCUGAGAUAUGCAGAAGUCAAGGAACCUCUCUCGUCACCAUAAAGUCUGUGAAAGAGUUUAACUUUUUGCAUCAUCUUCUUCUUGCCCUGUUUAGAAAGAGGGUAUACUUUGAAGGCCACAAAAGUUUGCUUUAUAUAGGUUUGAGCCGGUACAUUGACACAUCUGGAAUAAGCCAUGAGCACUGGAUUGAUGGAACUCCCUUGACAUUUACUGCUUGGAAUUCAAAUCAACCUUCUGAAACCAUGAUUAAACAGUGCACAAAAAUGGUACUACCUGUCAAUGAGCAAAAUAAAACAAACAUUUGGGAGACAACUACCUGCACAGAAAAAUCUGGAGCCUAUAUGGAGUUAGUGUGUGAGCAGAAAACUAAGCAAUAUACACAAAACAAUACGGAAUUUGAUACAGGCUGUUACAGUGGAACGGCAUCAAAAUACAAAGGAAAUCAAUCAAUAUCAAGAAGUGGAUUGAGGUGUCAAAGAUGGGAUAGCCAAAUUCCUAACGAACAUGAGUUCCUAAACCGUAGGAAAUUUCCUGACAAAAGGAUUUCUGACGCCGCAAACUAUUGUCGUUCGCCAGAUAAAGACGUGAAGCCGUGGUGUUUUGUAAACGAUUCUAUGAUAGCGUGGGAUUAUUGUCCUUUGGAGCGAUGCCAGACUGAAAGUACUGAUUUAGCCAAGGAUGAUACGACAUUGUUCAAGUGUUCUAGUGGUGAAUGGAUGUCAUUUAAAGUUCGAUGUAACGGUGCUCCCGAAUGUCUCGAUGUCUCGGAUGAAGACAAUUGCACAACACUACGUCUAUGA
This is a messenger RNA of Ruditapes philippinarum (Manila clam), 1287 nucleotides long. RefSeq names its product plasminogen-like. The transcript has 8 exons. Lineage: Eukaryota; Metazoa; Mollusca; Bivalvia; Venerida; Veneridae. Gene Ontology annotation, molecular function: protein binding. The record is from RefSeq and is a predicted model, not a curated record. Bases 1 to 1287 code for a protein of 428 amino acids.